CUCACUUCCGGGCCGGCCAUUGUUUUUCUGCUUCUCCGCACCGCAACUCUGUUCCGCGGAGUCCUACAACGGUUCCCCAGUGAGCAGUUCAGGGACUGGGAGGGAGGUGCUGCCUGGGCCGGGGUCCUGGGGCUGGAGCCACCAGCCCCAGUCGGUGACGCUGGCCGGGUCCACGCUUUGCGCCGGAGGCUGGCGGCGCCGUCCCUGUGGCGCUCAGAAGCGGCAAGAUGUACAGCCUCUUUGACGCACUGCCCUGACCAGCUGUGCCCGGCAUGGACCCGGGCCCCUGCGGGUACAGCAAUGAACAGGGCAGCCGUGAUCAGGUGACACUUCCAUCACCCCACCUCAACUCUGGAAAACAGCUCCUGAGACCUGAAUUACAGACCAUCGUUUUAACUGGACAAACUGCUGCUUGAACAAGCUUCUCUUUGGGGUUAUAAUGGCCACCCAAGGCAGGGGAGCUUUAGGUCUUAUCUCCAGGGGUGCUGUUCUCCAGAAGCAGGAGGGGCGCCUGACUGUAAAGCAGGAGCCAGGAAGCCAGACUUGGAGGCAGGGCUGCAGUCUCCAAAGGAACCACCCUCCCAUGUGUGAAAUUUUCCGGCUACACUUCAGGCAGUUAUGUUACCAUGAGAUGUCUGGGCCACAGGAGGCGCUGAGCCGGCUGCGGGAGCUCUGCCACUGGUGGCUGAUGCCAGAGGUACGCACCAAGGAGCAGAUCCUGGAGCUGCUGGUGCUGGAGCAGUUCCUGAGCAUCCUGCCGGGGGAGAUUCGGACCUGGGUGCAGCUGCAUCACCCUGAGAGUGGUGAGGAAGCCGUGGCUGUGGUGGAGGAUUUCCAGAGACAUCUCAGUGGACUGGGAGAGGUUUCAGCUCCAGCACAGGAACAGGAAAUGCAUUUGGAGGAGCUGACAGGCUUGAGUGCAACAGAGGAAUCUCCUCCUACCUCCCCCGUCAGUGAUGGUUCAGCUGCUGGAGGCCACCUGGAGCCUCUUCAUGACCCAGAGGCACGCCAACCCCCCAGUGGGCACUCUGCUCCAUGUGCUUCCCCCACACCUGCCCCUCCCCAAGUGGGGAGCACAGGACACCAAGCAGCAGCAGCUGUACUUCGGAUGGUCGGGCCCCAGGGGUCUGCAGCGUGGGAGCUCCUGUCUGCAGACUGCACAGGGAAGAAGUGGAAAGGCCCGGCACCAAGUCAGAGAGCCCUGUACCAGAACAGCAUGCUGGAAACUUACUGCAGCGUGGCCUCACUGGGUGAGACUAAGAUGAAGAAGUCAGAGUUGCCUCCAGGGCAGGAAAUGUCUAAAAGAUCAGGGUCAUCUGCUGGGACACCAGGAGGCCUCUAUGGGGUGGAUCCUGGGGCACCAGGAGCUGGAAUUGCCUGUGCAGAUGCUGUAGGGAAGCUGGAGGCACGACCCUCAGAGGAGGAAGGGAGCAGACUGGAAAGUGACUUCCUGGAAAUAACCUGUGAGGAUAAGAACAAAUCCACGAAAGGUGGAUGUGAAGACUAUAAGGAACUUGGGACUCAUCAGAAUCUGCCUUCCAGUCCUGCAGAACAGCGGGUUCUGAAGUCACAGAAAGUCUAUCAGUGUGAUGAAUGUGGCAGAGCUUUCAAUCGGAGCUCACACCUCACUGGCCAUCAGAGAAUCCACACUGGAGAGAAGCCCUAUGAGUGUAACGAGUGUGGCAAGACCUUCAGGCAGAGCUCUCAGCUCAUAGUUCACCUCAGAACCCACACAGGGGAAAAGCCCUAUGAAUGCAGCAGGUGUGGGAAGACCUACAGGCACAGCUCCCAUCUCAUUCAACACCAGAGACACCAUGAUGGGGAGAAACCAUAUACAUGUAAGGAAUGUGGACAAGCCUUCACUCAGAGCUCCCAACUCAUUGACCACCAGAGAACCCAUACUGGGGAGAAACCGUAUGAAUGCAGUGACUGUGGGGAGACCUUCAUUCACAGUAAAAGUCUUGUCCAACAUCAGGUGCUUCCCACUGGGGAGAAACCCUACAAGUGUAAGGAGUGUGGGAAAGCUUUCUGUUCUAAUAGAAAUCUUAUUGACCAUCAGAGAAUUCACACCGGGGAGAAGCCUUAUGAGUGUUUUGAAUGUGGCAAGGCCUUCAGUCGUAACAAAUGUCUUACUCGACAUCAAAGCCUCCACACUGGGGAAAAGCCUUACAAAUGUAGGGAGUGUGGGAAAGCCUUCAAUCAGAACUCUCAGCUUGCCGACCAUGAGCGAAUUCAUACUGGAGAAAAACCUUUUGAAUGCAAUGAGUGUGGUAAGGCAUUCAGCCUGAGUAAAUGUCUUAUUCGACACCAGAGACUUCACACAGGUGAAAAGCCCUAUAAAUGCAAUGAGUGUGGAAAAUCCUUCAAUCAAAACUCACACCUCAUCAUACACCAGAGAAUUCACACUGGCGAGAAACCUUAUGAAUGUACUGAGUGUGGGAAGGUCUUCAGUUACAGCUCCAGUCUGAUGGUACAUCAGAGAACUCAUACUGGGGAGAAACCCUAUAAAUGCCAUGAUUGUGGGAAAGCCUUUAGUGACAGCUCACAACUGAUUGUGCACCAGAGAGUUCACACUGGUGAGAAACCCUAUGAAUGCGGUGAGUGUGGGAAAGCCUUCAGUCAGCGUUCCACUUUUAACCACCACCAGCGAACUCACACUGGAGAGAAACAGCACGUCUGUGCCGAGUGUGGGAGGGCCUUCGGGCAGAGCGCAAACCUUACAGUGCAUGAGCGAACCCACACAGGAGAGAAGCCCUAUGAGUGCAAGGAGUGUGGAAAAGCCUUCAGCCACAGCUCCAACCUUGUCGUUCAUCGGCGAAUCCACACUGGGCUGAAGCCCUACACGUGCAGUGAAUGUGGGAAGUCUUUCAGUGGUAAGUCGCACCUCAUUCGGCACCAGGGGAUCCACAGCGGGGAGAAAACUUAUGAAUGUAAGGAGUGUGGGAAAGCCUUUAGUCGGAGUUCAGGUCUCAUUUCACAUCACAGAGUUCACACUGGGGAGAAGCCAUACACUUGUAUCCAGUGUGGGAAAGCCUUUAGCCGUAGCUCAAACCUUACUCAACAUCAGAGAAUGCACAAAGGAAAAAAAGUUUACAAAUGUAAGGAGUGUGGGAAAACGUGUGUGUCUAAUACAAAGAUUAUGGACCAUCAGAGAACUCACACAGGGGAGAAGCCUUAUGAGUGCGAUGAGUGUGGAAAAGCUUUCAUCUUAAGGAAGACCCUGAACGAACACCAGAGACUUCAUCGUAGAGAGAAGCCUUACAAAUGCAACGAGUGUGGGAAAGCUUUUACUUCUAAUCGAAACCUUAUUGACCAUCAGAGAGUCCACACUGGAGAGAAGCCCUAUAGAUGUAACGAGUGUGGAAAGACCUUCAGACAGACCUCCCAAGUCAUCCUGCAUCUGAGAACCCACACUAAGGAGAAACCCUACAAAUGCAGCGAGUGUGGGAAAGCGUAUCGUUACAGCUCACAGCUAAUCCAACACCAGAGAAAGCAUUCUGAGGAGAAAGAAACCUCAUAAAUAACAAAUAUUGUUGGUAGGAGGACUAACCGGUACUUUUCAGAAAAGCAGGUUUUCAGUUUCAUCAACCUUAACUAUAUUUCUAAGAAUCCAUACAGGGAAAGUAAUCAGAAUCAGAUGGAUUAAUACAUGAGAGAUUCAUGCCAGUGAGGGUAUAAUUAAAGGAAGAAAACUAGGUUUUCAAUAGCACAGGCUUUAAAUUAAUGUUCUGCAGUCACUCUAAAGAUUCUUAAAGAAUGUUUAAUUCCACAGGGGAAAUGAUUUAGAUAAAAUGGGAGAUAAAAGAAAGGAAAAACAAUGAAGUAUGAUCCAAAUAGAAAAAAAAACAUGUAUGCUUUUUUUGGACAAAAUGGGAAAGAAGGGGUAUCACACCACAGUGUUACCAGUGAUUAUCUCUGGGUGAUAGGGUCAUAGGUGUUUCUAUUUUCUUCUUUAUACUUUUCUAUGUAUUUUAGAUUUUUCUACAAUGAGAUGUAUUUUUUUAUACUUAGGGGGGAAAGUCCAGUAUUUUUUAAGUGCAGCGAGUACGCACUCAUUUUCACUACACAGUGUUGGGGAAGGUGCAUAGAACACAGACUCCGGUGUCUUGGGAUUGCACCCUCCUGCUGGCUUCUGGUGGCAGUGCAGCCGAGAGCAAGCCACUUCCUUUGAGAGCCUGCUUCGUGUUCAGUAAAAGCAGAAACAGCAGUCCUUGGUCCUUUUACAGCUUUAAGGACAGCUGACUUUAGGGUGGUCAACAAAAUGUGUAUCCACCUCCUUGUUAGGUUAGAAGCAUACAGUGGACACUUAAACGCCCUCCUUUCCCACAGCUGUCCAGGGGUCUGCAGGUAACAGACACCUGCCCGGGCUCCGUCUUUUCCAUAGAUGUCUACCAAAGCGGCAAAAAUGUGUUCUAUGGAAUUGAAAUAACUGCAGGUUCGUUCCUAGCCUUUAAAAAGAUACAGUCAGUAGAACCUCACACUAGAGGAAGACCGCCUUCAUGUGUUAUGUAGAGCUUAGCAGCUGAAAGUAUGGCCUUUGGGGUCAGAGAGACACGUGUUCUCAUCCAAAAUUGACACACCAGCUUGUCAGUUUUGGACAAGCCACUAACUGCUCUUAGCCUCAGAUGUGUCUGUAAAAAGGGAAUAACUACCGACCUCACAGGGUUGUUGUGAGGAUUAAAUGAGAUACUAACGCAUGUAAUGGGUGGCGGCCCGGCACAUGGCGAAUAAUAAUUGCUUAAGUGUAGGACGUUGGGACAGUAUUCUAAGCACUUAGCAAGAGUGAUUCCAGAAAGGUUUUCCUAAGGUAACAUUGAGGGUGUUUUCAGGUGUAAUGAACACGAUGCCAAGUACUAGCAGCUUAGACCUUAAGAACAUUGUUUAGUUAAGGGGAAGUCUAGAGGUAAGCCAUUCCAAAUUUUGAUUGGCACCUCAGCAGUUUAUCAAACUUCCAUCUCAACUCCAUAAUUUUCAGCAUGUUGGAUUUCACAUUGGGCCACUUCAUGGCUGCAAGAUGGUGGCUACUGCUUCAAGCUCCGCCCACAACUCCUUCAAACUUGGGGAGUGGGGAAAGGAGCUGAGACUUUGUUACCUGCUUCUUUUCUCCGUUUACCACUGAGAAGAAGGGAAGGAUGCUGGAAGAAGGGAGGGAUGCUUGGUGGUCAGUACUGUAGGUGCUCACUAGCUUCCACUGGCUUUCUGUGUGUUCAGCCCUCCAAGAAGGCCUUAGACCAUUUUCAAUCAGCCUUGCACAUUUUUAAGUGCUUAGUUCAAAAUCCCUCUUGGUACACUUAGAAUCUCUGCAUACUUAACUCAGCCAUCCCUCUUUCUUUCUACACAGUGAGUUCCUAAGCCUAAUGCCAUUUGUCUUAUGUUCAUAGUUUAUCGUUUCUGGAACUGUUGAGGAUGUGUUAUCUCAUAUAAUCCUCAUAACAUUUGUACAAGAGAAUUGAGUCUCAGCGAGGUUAGGUGACUGGCUAAUAAGUGGUUGGAGCAGAAUUUGAACUCAGAUCUGACUUUCAAAUCCUUGCUUUCUCUACCAAAGUGCCUCAGCCCACCAUGGUGGUUGUAUCGUGAGUGGGAGACCAGUUGGGAUUCUUCUGAGUGGCCAUUUCUAUGAAAGUUGGGUGUAUCUGCACAAUUCCUUUAUCAUGGUUUCAUAAGGUGCUAUCAGUCUUUUCUGAGUUAGGUUUAUGGCCUAUUUCUGCACCUUAUAAUUUAGUUUUAGGGAUUAUGUAUAUAUUUACCUUGCUGUUACUGGAAGGAAGAAAGUGAAAUAUGAAGGGUAUAUUCGUGUAAAAAAGGAUUGUCUGGUUUUGUUCUAUUUUCGUAGGAUGCUGACUUACAUGUCAUUUUAUGAUGUAAUAGUCCCUCGUUACAUAGUUGUUCAAAGCAAAGUUGGGAGGCUCUGGAACAGGUUGCUGCAUUCGGGAGAUAGGGCGGAAUCGUUGGUUGCCUCAUGUAGCGCCUUCCCCAACAGUCUGGGUGGGCCUGAGGCUGGGGGAGUCCACACGUGGCCGUGGCUGAACAGAACAGCAAAGGGCACUCCCAUCAUUUUGCCCUCGUCACGGUUCCUUUCACAGUUUGUAUCCCAUGCCUUUUGUCAUGGCAGCCGCCCACACCUGCUGGUCACCUGUGUGGAAGCUCGCUGUGCCCAAUGCCGACCAGCCUGCCCACACCGCUCCAAGGACACAGGCAGUCAGCUCUCCAUGUGCCCGUCAGGGCUUAUCUUGUGAGCACUUACUAUCGCUGAGCAGAGAUGUUGAUGCAGAAAUGUUGAUCCUGUAUUUCUGAGCCGGUAUUCUCUGAACGAGCCAUUUUCCCAUCACUGUGUCAUAGUGUCUGGAAGUCUUCCUUCAAAUAGGCUUUCUCUUUUAUCUUGAAAGACUUUGCCACCUUUGAGAGUAAACACCUCUAGGAAGGUGCCAUGUCAUCCCAGACCCAGAGAUCGGAACACAAAUCUUCUCAAUUCUUCCCCCGGCAAACUAAGUUAGUGGGCCUCUGAGGAGGCCUUCACCCAUCUCCCAGGCUGACACCUGCCAUGAGCUGCAGGAGUACAGUUUGUAGGUGGUCCCUGUACCGUUUUAGGUAAAUAUCCUGCUGUAUAACUUGAACUGAACACUCACCUUCCUCUAGAGUGUACCAAGACUACCAGCUGCUUACUUCAGGCAGCCAGAGUUCACAGUUCUUUCCUUCCUUUCAAGCCUAUUCAGGAUGCCCCCUGGGAUUCAGGGUCUGUCUCUUUGAAUGUUUUUUUUUUUUUUUUCAGCUUCCUGCUCCAGGGGAAACCUGGUAGUUCCCUAAUAGCAGCAUUUCGCCUGCAGUCCCUCAGUUGUUAGUUUUCAUCUUCCUCAACCCAUUACUGUCAUUUCUUCUCUAUUCUCCAUCAAAAGCUGGCUUUUCUGAAACGGGCAUCAUGAAGCGACUGUGUAUUACUCAUCCCUGUUCUUGUCCUCUACUGGCUUCCCGGGCACACACGUUUAUUCACUUGUGCUUUUAGUGCCCUGAGUAUUCCUGAGGAAUAUGAAAAGGCAUAGUUUAUUUUAGCCACAGACAUCCUGGUUGUGCAGAAUUGCUCUUGUGUGGAAUAGAAGUACAUGUGUCUUUUUUUUAGUUGAGAGAAAAAAAUGUGAAACAAAGUCUCAUUUUAUAUAGCCUUGAUUAAACAUACAUAUGGAAGACAGAAUCUUGCAGAGAGAGGAGAGUGUCUCCCUAGGCAUAGAGAUACUUUUCUUUGUGGUGUGUACUGUGUUAGGUCUUACUAGGAGCAGAGAAGAAAGUUGAAACCAAAAGGAGCUUUAAAUCGCUGGGUAAUUCUGUUGAGUCGAAAUCCCUAAGACUAAGUUUCAUUUCAGCUCUGUAACCUCAGACAGAUGUCCUUUGUUGAUUUUUUUCUAUUGAACAUAAAUAAGUACCUCAUAUUGUUAGAUUGUUUUUAGAAACUAGAACCUCUUUAAUCACCUUCGAUGUUAUAAAACUGUUUUUUGCAGGGGAUAGUUGUAAUUCUACCAAUAAA
Molecule: messenger RNA, 7516 nt
Organism: Artibeus jamaicensis (Jamaican fruit-eating bat)
Lineage: Eukaryota; Metazoa; Chordata; Mammalia; Chiroptera; Phyllostomidae
Gene: ZKSCAN7
Product: zinc finger with KRAB and SCAN domains 7
Exons: 7
Coding region: 440-3520 (1026 amino acids)
Biological process (GO): central nervous system development; regulation of transcription by RNA polymerase II
Cellular component (GO): nucleus
Molecular function (GO): RNA polymerase II cis-regulatory region sequence-specific DNA binding; DNA-binding transcription factor activity, RNA polymerase II-specific
Source: RefSeq, a predicted model, not a curated record